CAGACUCUUAUAUUGAAAAGCGAGCAGCCACCCGGAAUCACAUGUUCUUUGCUCCGAAGCUCAGAGGUCUGAACUGAACUCCGCGUUCAUGUCAACUUUAGCCAAAGUAAUGUCCAAGUUCCGUCUGGCGGUGGUCCAGCUGCAGGUGAGCAGCGUCAAAGCGGACAACCUAAGCAGAGUCCGGAGGCUGGUGAAGGAGGCUGCAGGAGGGGGAGGACAGGUGGUGCUGCUGCCGGAAUGCUUCAACUCUCCAUAUGGGACCAGCUUCUUCUCCUCAUAUGCUGAGAAGAUCCCUGGAGAGUCCACUCAGGUGCUGUCAGAAGCAGCAAAGGAGAAUAAGGUGUAUCUAGUGGGAGGAUCCAUCCCUGAAGAGGACGGUGGGAAGUUGUAUAACAGCUGUACAGUGUUUGGCCCUGAUGGAGAGAUGAUUCUCAAACACAGGAAGAUUCACCUGUUUGACAUCGACGUUCCGGGAAAAAUCCGCUUCCAGGAAUCGGAGACGCUGAGUCCAGGCAACAGUUUGUCGAUGUUUGAAACACCGUUUUGUAAAGUGGGUGUCGGGAUUUGCUAUGAUAUACGGUUUGCGGAGCUCGCACAGAUCUACAGCAGGAAAGGCUGCCAGCUGCUGGUUUACCCCGGAGCCUUCAACAUGACGACUGGUCCGGCUCACUGGGAGCUGCUGCAGAGGGGGAGGGCGCUUGAUAACCAAGUGUACGUGGCCACGGCAUCACCUGCCAGAGAUGAAAGUGCCUCCUAUGUGGCCUGGGGUCACAGCACUGUUGUAAACCCCUGGGGAGAAGUCGUCUCCAAGGCAGGACCAGAGGAAGCCAUUAUUUACGCCGACAUCGAUCUGCAGUAUUUGUCCGACAUCCGGCAGCAGAUUCCGAUCACAGCUCAGCGGCGGGACGACCUCUACGCUGUGACGUCAACACAGGAAGGAUCAGGCUGAGCGCUGUCACCUGUGGUCCUGUUCGCCAACUGUGGCUGAAAUGAUUCACGCUGAACUGUACGUUAAUUCUCGUCCAGAUGAUUUGAUUCUUUGAAAGUCGAUUGAGGAUCGAUUGGGUGAAGUUCUGGUGCGCUUCGUUCAUUUGACCAGCUAAAGGCAGAUCUUGUGUUGCAUGAGGAAGGCGUGUCCCUCCCAGCACACACUGGGGAAGUACAUUGGUGGAUGACAGUCUCAUUUCUGCAUUUUACUGCUGUUUUGCAAAACGUUGUGCUACAUAAUGUUCCUACAAUUUCCAGUAAAAUGAGUCAUCUAUUAUUUUUUCUAAUCAGUUUCAGUGAGCAAAUAAAUUCUGUUUUGAAUGGACCUGAACAUUAGAGAAGAAGCAACAGUGUAGAGUUACAUUUAAUCCAUUUUAAGGCAGGAAGAGAUUACUGCCAUGGAAAACCCCUCUAAAUGCUUAGCUUUGAUAUACAGCAUGCACUCCAUGUUCUUCCACAUAGGACCUUUGUUAAUGUAAUGAAAUUACAACCAAAUGAAUAACCUCUUGCCUUACUCUCCCUCAUCCAAGCAUGUAGGAGAACUUUCAUUGACCACUAGAAAUGUGAAAGUCUGUCUUUAAAGUCAGUGUUUUGUUUUCAGAUCUGGGUGACUGUAGAGAAAUGGAGAACUCUGUAGACACAAAGGGCUCAUUGUAGUUUAGCGAAAACACAGCACUUCCCUCUUUCAGAUAAUUAUACACCAAUGAAAGCACGAUUCUGAAUAUUAUGUUCAAUUUCUGCAGGAAGAGCCUCUUAAAUCGUUCACACUGGACCUUUAAAUACCACAUGUUCAGACCUCAUUUGUCAGAAUCUUUAAAAAUGUUGUUUUAUAUUUUAUCAUGUAUAAUGAUGAAUAAUAAUUACAUAAACAGAUUAUACCAGUUUCUGACUGACCUAUUUUGUCAUCUACAAUUAUCAGUCUUUCAUUGUAUCUCUAAAAAUGUGAACCAUUGAUAUUUGACUGUUAAAGGAUUCCAGCUUCAUUUUAAACCAGCUUCAAAGAAUCAAAAAAUCGAAGGAAAUUACCAGCAUUAUAAUCUCAGUUAACAGAUGGGGAACAGGAACAAGGAGAAGCAAAGGCACAACACAAAACACUGCAACAGAUCUCUGCUGCAGAAUGUUGAGACUCAUAGUUGUGGAAACAAGUUGCAGUUCGGACAAUCAUUGUUGCAUGAUUUGAGAGCAGUAAAGCUGCAGACUCACUUCUUAGGAAAGGAACUGAGUUUUUUAUGUGUAGCUCUGAAACCCCUCAAGAAAACUGCUGACUUUAGGUGAGAAAUUAAGUCGUUAAUCAUUUCAGGUAACAGUUAAACGUGAAAAUUUACCUCCAUUUUUUUUGACGCGCUCAAUUUUUUAAAAAAAAUGCCUCCAUUUUUAGUGCAAGUUGUUCUUACUGGAAUCUUUCACGUCUAUAGAAACCUUUUUGUUUCUACAGACGUGUUUGACUUCUUUUUUUUGUCUUUUUGUUCAUUUUGUUUAAUUUAUGAUUUUCUUUAUUUUGGCUUCAGAGAUUUAAAGCCUAAAGAAAGUGUUUGCUUUUCCACUGAUCAUUAACGGGUCUAUGAGGUGAAAUGUUAAAAAAGUUUCCGCAGUUGGUUUGAGAAUCUUUAUUAAAAGUUGAAAUACAACAACCCUGUGUGAGGAGAAAAAGUGAUCACUGAACAUAAACUGAUGCCCCAGAACUGAACUUACAGUGGUGGAAAAAGUGUUCGGAAAUAUUGCAUUAAGAAUCACUCUUGGUCUUCAAGUGCAGUUUCUUUUAGUACAAUAACAGCAAUAAUACUAAACAAAUCCUUAAAAAAGCCAUUAAAAACUUACAUUUGAUUGGCUCCACAAAAACAAGAAAAUUUGAGUAUUGAGUCAUUUUGGUAGAAUUUAGUUUUGUUAGUUUUUCACAAAAAAUAAAAAAAAUAUCAUUUGUGUUUUUUUGUGUCUGUCUAAUGCAGCCACACCUUUUGAGACACAAAAAAAGAUUUUUACACAAAUAUUUUGAGAUUGUAUAAAAUUUCAAGAGUGUUUGAAAACUUUUUUUUCCACCACUGUAUGUGAAACCCGCCUGACUGAAUAUUUAAGUGGUGACCAUAACAAAUACAUAUUUACAUAUCAGUGCUUUGUUGCCUUGCGGCUGAAAAAUAAAAAGUGACAGUUCAUAGAUUCAGAAUUUCA
Acanthochromis polyacanthus (spiny chromis) is the source of this 3153-nucleotide messenger RNA. It is a transcript of the gene nit2, whose product is annotated as nitrilase family, member 2. Gene Ontology annotation, biological process: L-glutamine metabolic process; oxaloacetate metabolic process. Gene Ontology annotation, molecular function: omega-amidase activity. NCBI's taxonomy places the organism in Eukaryota, Metazoa, Chordata, Actinopteri, Pomacentridae. The transcript has 10 exons. Gene Ontology annotation, cellular component: mitochondrion. Bases 89 to 949 code for a protein of 286 amino acids. The record is from RefSeq and is a predicted model, not a curated record.